AGGAUAGUGAGGAGUCCAAUGUAGAGACAUUGCUGACCGUACUAGCCUACAUUUAUUCUGCUUUCGGCGCCGCAGAAGCUUUUGGAGCGUUAUUCUUAUGAAUUACACACAAAGCCGGAGGCGUCUCUUUAGAUUUAGUUGUAUUAUCUGUGUUGAAAGGACGAUGCCUUUGAGGAUCGGACUUUUUCUCCUGAUGGUGCUGAACGCAUCUGCAUAUGAACUGGAUCAAAACGAGUCUUAUUCGCCCAGGAGAGCACGCUUUUCUGCCAAUAGCCCUUCAGAUGUGGCACGCUGUCUCAACAGUGCCCUCCAAGUUGGCUGCGGAGCCUUCGCCUGCCUGGAAAACUCAACUUGUGAUACAGAUGGCAUGCAUGACAUCUGCAAGUCCUUCCUAUACAGUGCUGCUAAAUUUGACACUCAGGGUAAAGCAUUUGUGAAGGAGAGCCUUAAGUGCAUUGCCAAUGGCAUCACCUCGAAGGCAUUCCCCACCAUCCGCCGCUGUUCCACCUUCCAAAGAAUGAUAUCUGAGGUCCAGGAAGAGUGUUACAGUAAACUGGAUAUCUGCACUGUUGCCCGAUCUAAUCCAGAUGCUAUUGGUGAAGUGGCACAGCUACCAAGUCACUUCCCCAAUAGGUUUUAUGGUAAGCUGCUUCAGAGCCUGAUGGACUGUGAUGAGGACACGGUGGACCGUGUUAGGACCAGCAUGGUGUCACGACUGGGUCCAGAGAUGACCAUUCUUAUUCAGCUGCUGCAGAACAAGCCCUGCCCAUCCACCGCUGUGGCUGCAGCUGCUGCUAUCCCAACUGGAGUGGAGGGCCGUGGGAGCUGGCGCUGGGCCAUGGGUCCCCAUAUGUACAAGAUCCAGCCUAAUCUGCGAAACAGAGACUCUGCCAGUAAUUUUGGCAAAAAGCGCUCUGCUAGUGACAGCUCCCAACUUCCACUCAGAUUCAGAAACUCCACACACUCCUCAAAACAUCAUGAAAGCUCCACUAUUCCCUAGGGGUGAUAACAACCCAUUCCUCCACUAGACUGGAAGUUAGAGAAAUAUGCACCUCUAGGGAAUGCCGGAACACCUCUAGAGUCGAUAUCAGAGUUUGAUUGUUGUCAAAGUAUAUAUCCUACAUUUUAGACUUGAGAGAAACCCCCACCCCCAUUCAUUGAUUGUUUUCAAAUGUGUCUGCUCACACUUAGUGUUGAACAUGUGGCUGUUGCGUCUGUGCAACAUAGUCCUGUUCACUCCUCUUCACCUCCUCCAACAGUGAUGAAUCCUUAAGAUGUCUUUCGAUACCAAGUAAAAAGAAAAAGAAAAAAGAAACAACCAUAGGUAGUAGUUCAUGCUUCUAGAGCACAAGUCGGUACUUUAAAAGACAAACAUACAAUGUCAUAAUCCUGAUAUUUGUUCAUGAAUAGAAAUCAGUAGCUGGACUAUUAUUAGUUCAUCGAUAGAUGCAUCUACCAAUGAUUCCCAGUUCCUAAUAUUUCAGCGAUGAGACGAGUCAAAUUGUGAGCAUGAGAUGUGGAAAUGAGUUUCAUAUCUAUUUUCUGACACAAACACUUAAAUGUACUGUAAGUUAUCUGAGACAGCCAUAGCUAGCCCUCUAAAAGAGAGUGCUCACACGGAGGGAGGUCUGUAGAGGUUUCAUGAGAACCUUUGAGAGGUUACCUUAAACUGACCAAAAACCUUCAAACUGCCCUGAAUGCUAUUCAUGAAAUACCAAAAUAGUGUAUAGCUAUAGCACUUAUAAUUGUUUUGUGAUUUUUUUUUUUUUCCCAAUGGCAGAUGUAGCCAUGGUCAUGUGUUUCUAUUCAUUAUCCUGCACGAGGAUUGUCCAGGUCUAUCUAUUAGAAAAAAGUCAGUUUUGCAUAUCUUGUAUCCAGACACUUGUAAUGCAUAAGACUGUUGAGCUCUAUAUGUGGGACCAUGUUGAGUGGAAUCUGUCUCCAUGUUGAGUGUGAAGCAGUCGUGUAUGUGCAGGAGCUGAUUAGCACGUUCACCACUGAGACUGAGAGCAGCCAUCUUCUUGGACUGAUGAUCAUCAUUCUCUGAGGUGAAUCACAUGACAUACACACUGGCUUCCAGUGUCAAGAUCGAGAAUGACUAUUUAAAAAAAAAAACAAAAGCCUUGUUGGAAUGAUAUUUAUUUUCCUACUAUAUUAUUUAAUGUUUUUAUGUUCAUGCAUUAUUGUAGUUUUU
Monopterus albus (swamp eel) is the source of this 2194-nucleotide messenger RNA. RefSeq names its product stanniocalcin 1 (gene stc1). The coding region runs from base 98 to 1000 and encodes 300 amino acids. The transcript has 5 exons. The record is from RefSeq and is a predicted model, not a curated record. Gene Ontology annotation, biological process: intracellular calcium ion homeostasis. Gene Ontology annotation, molecular function: hormone activity. NCBI's taxonomy places the organism in Eukaryota, Metazoa, Chordata, Actinopteri, Synbranchiformes, Synbranchidae. Gene Ontology annotation, cellular component: extracellular region.